CCUGCGCCCCGCCCUCCCGGCAGCCCCAGCCCGGGCGCGCACCCCGCGAGCCGCCUGCAGCAGCGCCUCGGGAGCGCUGCUCGGCGGCCCCGGCAGGGCGGCCGGAGCCAUGGACGCGGCCGCAGGUCGCUGAUCCAGGCCGGGCAGCUGCAGCGGCGACUGCAGAGGCGCUGCGCCAAGCGGGGCUGGAGCGCUGCGAGCCGGCGGGGCUGCGGAGGGCGGGCGCGUGGACGCAGGGUUGUUGGGAGGCGUCCAUGGCGUAAUCCCCUGGGACUCCGUCCAUCCCGCCCCUCACCCGGACCCGCAGCCUCAUGGCCAUGUCCCUCCCGAGCAGCAGACGGACGCCCGCCGCGCCCCGCAGUGGGGGCCCUUGGGGCCGUAGUGGCCUGGCGGUGUUUGCCCAGUGCCCGCAGCUGUCCACCAGCCAGAGCGACCACCUGCCUCUUCUUCCCGCCUCCAGGCGCACGUCCCCACCUGUGAGCGUGCGGGACGCCUGCGGGGCCUCCACGCUCAGCAGCAGCAGCAACUCGGGCUCCUGCAAGGGCAGCGACGGCAGCCCCACGCCCAGGCGCUCCAUGAAGUACAUGCUCUGCAGCGACAACCAUGGCAUCAAGCCGCCAGCACCUGAGCAGUACCUCACGCCGCUGCAGCAGAAGGAAGUCUGCAUCCGACACCUGCGGGCCCGGCUCAAGGACACACAGGACCGGCUCCAGGACCGGGACACGGAGAUCGGCGACCUGAAGGCGCAGCUGUCGCGCAUGCAGGAGGACUGGGUGGAGGAGGAGUGCCACCGCGUGGAGGCCCAGCUGGCCCUGAAGGAGGCGCGCAAGGAGAUCCGGCAGCUCAAGCAGGUCAUCGACACCGUCAAGAACAACCUGCUGGACAAGGACAAGGGGCUGCAGAAGUACUUCGUGGACAUCAACAUCCAGAACAAGAAGCUGGAGACGCUGCUGCACAGCAUGGAGGUGGCCCAGGACGGGGCGGCCAAGGAGGACGGCGGCGGCAGCAGCGGGGCCGGGGAGUCCGCGGGGGGCUCCCCGGCCCGCUCGCUCACCCGCAGCUCCACCUACACCAAGCUGAGCGACCCGGCCGUGUGCGGCGACCGCCCGGGGGUCCCCGGCGAGGACGGCCCCGACAGCGGCUUCGGCACCACCGAGGACACGCUGAGCCGCACGGACGGCCUGGAGGCCAGCAGCCUGGUGUCCUCGGGCGUGGACUGCGGGCCGGACGAGGCCUCGCUGCACGGCUCCUUCAGCCUGGGCCCCCGCUUCCCCGCCAGCAGCGCCUACGAGAAGCUCCUGUGCGCCAUGGAGGCCGGGGUGCAGGUCAGCUGCAUGCAGGAGCGCGCCAGCCAGACGGACUUCAUGCCCUGCCAGCCCGACCUGGACGCCCUCCUGGAGAAGGUGGCCAAGGCGCAGGCGUGCGGUGCGGACCCCGCCGCCGCCGAGGCCGGGGACCGGUGCCCCAAGGCGGAGCCGCGCGGCCCGGGGCCCAGGGACGCCAACUCCACCGUGGUGGUGACCGUGGGUGAGGACCCCAUGCAGCCCAUCAUCACCCAGGGGCCCACGGCGCUCCGGCCCGGCGCCGCGCCCAACCCCGGCCCGUCCGUGAGCGUGGCGUGCCCCGACGACGAGGAGGCGGCGGCGGCGGCGGCGGAGGCGGGCGCGGCCGAGAAGGAGCCCAGGAGCUACUGGAGCCGCCACUACAUCGUGGAUCUGCUGGCGGUGGUGGUGCCCGCCGUGCCCACCGUGGCCUGGCUGUGCCGCUCGCAGCGCCGCCAGGACCAGCCCAUCUACAACAUCAGCUCCCUUCUGCGGGGCUGCUGCACCGUGGCCUUGCACUCCAUCCGCAGGAUCAGCUGCCGCUCGCUGGGGCCCCCGGGCGGCUCCCAGCUCUGAGGGGCCCCACCCCUCUACCCCU
Sorex fumeus (smoky shrew) is the source of this 1920-nucleotide messenger RNA. RefSeq names its product syntaphilin-like. Lineage: Eukaryota; Metazoa; Chordata; Mammalia; Eulipotyphla; Soricidae. Bases 312 to 1898 code for a protein of 528 amino acids. Gene Ontology annotation, cellular component: mitochondrion; cytoplasmic microtubule. The record is from RefSeq and is a predicted model, not a curated record. The transcript is spliced from 7 exons. Gene Ontology annotation, biological process: neuron differentiation.